Molecule: messenger RNA, 2646 nt
Organism: Alternaria novae-zelandiae
Lineage: Eukaryota; Fungi; Ascomycota; Dothideomycetes; Pleosporales; Pleosporaceae
Exons: 14
Coding region: 1-2646 (881 amino acids)
Biological process (GO): transmembrane transport
Cellular component (GO): membrane
Molecular function (GO): transmembrane transporter activity
Source: RefSeq, a predicted model, not a curated record
AUGUCCGUUCUCGCAGUAGUCGUCGAUCGGCCUCUGCUCAACAGCCUUUCUAGCAUCAUCACUUGGUUCACUCUCGUCACCAGCCUCCUAGCGUUCUUAACGCAUGCCGGCAUCAAAUUCUACGUGUUUCGAACAUUGACUAUUGAGUCAUGGCUCGUACUUGCAUCCCUAAUAUUUUGCGUCGCACAAUCUGUCGCGGUAUUGCUGCAAGCACACUACGGCUUCGGGAAGCCGAUCGCGUCUUUGAAUGGAUAUCAGAUUGAGUCGAAUCUCAAAAGCGAAUACGCCGCAAUGAUACUCUUCGUUGUCUCCCUCGGCUUCUCGAAGCUUGCUGUCGUAGCAUUCGUCCAUCAUCUGACUCCAUCCGAACUCCACCGCAGAAUCAACUUCGGCGUCUUGGCUCUUAUAAUCUUAUGGCUGGUUUGUUCUGUGUUGGUCGCAGCAUUCGAGUGCCGGCUGCCCCGGCCAUGGGAUAGAACAUUGGAUCGAUGCAUCGACCGUUUGACCUGGUGGAAUACCGUCUCAUGCUUCAAUAUCAUGACAGAGCUCGCGAUCGUGGCCUUGGAAUUGGGCAUAACAGCGCAACUUCACAUGCGACGGCAACGGAAGGCGGCGGUCAUGGCUUUGUUCUCAUGUCGGUUACUAGUUCUUGUUGCUGCUGCGGUUCAGCUUAGCUUCUUCAAUCGCGACAGCACCAAUUCCGCUUUGAAAGACGAUCUAACACUCGGUUACUGGCGCUCAUCUAUCUGCAACCAGAUUGUGCAAUGCUUUGCUAUCGUCACUACAUGUCUUCCGUAUACCAAGCUUUUCAUGGAGGGGUUUGAGUCGGGACUCAUGCGAUUGGACGAUCUGCGCCGUCGAGGAGAGCAAACCUCCAAAGACGACAGCAAAGGAUACCAACUCAUGGACAUAUCGCGAUCGGGACGCUCCGAGAAUUCCAGACCCUCAUACAGCGGGCCGGAUAGGAGCAUCCAAGUAUCGAAGAGUUGGGCAGUGCAAGUAGAACCAGUAGCCCGCAUGCCGGCUACUACAAUACUGCACGACAAGCACGAUGAUCUUGCGCUGGCGAGACUGGGGAAGAAAGCUGUGCUGAAGCGUCGCUUCGGCUUCCUAUCUAUCCUAGGUUUCAGCUGCACCGUCUUGAUCACCUGGGAAGGAUCUCUUGUGUUGUUCCUGGUCGGCUUCCAGAAUGGCGGCCCCGCUGGUGUCAUCUAUGGCUACCUCAUCGUAUGGCUCGGCACCGUAUCUGUGUUCAUGGUGCUCAGCGAGCUUGUUUCAAUGGCACCUACAUCUGGUGGUCAAUACCACUGGGUGUCUAUGCUCGCACCAAAAAGCUCUCAAAAGCUGUUGAGUUACAUCUCAGGAUGGCUCACUCUCUGUGGCUGGCUAGCAUCACUCGGGUCCGGCGCUUUCCUCACCGGUGGCCUCAUUCAAGGCCUUCUCAUGCUCUGCCAACCGGAUACGUACGUCCCUCAGAACUGGCACGUCACUCUCCUCUACUGGGCCAUCAUCGCGUUUUGCGUCUUUAUCAACAUCGCUGCUGGAUGGCUGCUACCCAAAUUCGAAGGAGCGCUAUUGGUCCUGCAUAUCCUUGGUUUCUUCGCCAUCUUGAUUCCCUUGCUGGUUCUUGGGCCACAGGGCAAUGCGAAAGAGACCUUUACCACGUUCGUAAACAUGGGACAUUGGCAGACUCAGGGAUUGAGCUUUUGCAUUGGCAUUAUGGGGAGUGUCUUUGCGUUUGUUGGCGGUGAUGGGCCGAUCCAUCUGUCUGAGGAGAUUCAAAACGCACAGAUCGUCGUACCUCGCUCCAUCAUGACUGGCAUCGCCAUCAACGGCUCUCUCGGCUUCGUCAUGAUGGUCACCGUGCUCUUACGGAUGGGUGAUCUCGACACUGUACUUCUAGAGAACCCUGCGUUCCCUUUUAUGGCUAUCUUUCACCGAGCCGUUCAAUCACGCUCUGGUGCCGCUGUCAUGGCAUCCAUCGUCAUGGUGCUGACUAUCAGUGCGAACGUGGGCUUCUCCGCUUCAACAUCAAGAAUUUGCUGGGCUUUUGCUAGAGACCGUGGUCUACCUGGAUGGAGAACCUUGAGCAAGGUCAGCGAUCGUACGUCCAUCCCCGUCUACGCCGUAGCCUUUACAAGCUUCAUCGCCUGCCUUCUCGCACUAGUAAACAUCGGAUCCACCACGGCCUUCAACGGCGUAAUCUCCGUCGCUAUCGCCGGCCUCUUCUCCUCCUACCUUCUCACAUCCUCCCUCCUCCUCUACCGUCGCUGCACCGGCGCCAUCCUCCCACCCAGCGAAUCCUUCGACACAGACAGCCAGUCCAUAACCAGCGACGGCAUGGUCCGCGCUGUAUGGGGCCCCUGGCGUCUUCCUGGUGCUAUAGGCAUCGCCAACAACGUCUUUGCAUGCGCCUAUCUUAGCUUUGUUUUCUUCUUCAGUUUCUGGCCUAGCUUUGCUGAGGUUACGCCUGCGAACAUGAAUUGGGCGAUUUUGGUAACGGGUACGAUAGCGGUCAUCAGUGCGGUCUAUUAUGCGGUUUGGGCGAGGAACACGUAUCAUGGGCCUGUUGUUGAGAUUGAUGAGCGAGAUUUGAGUGGGAGGGCCAGUGUCGUGGAGCAGCGUCUUGAGAUGGGUAGUAAGUAG